Molecule: messenger RNA, 1040 nt
Organism: Drosophila grimshawi
Lineage: Eukaryota; Metazoa; Arthropoda; Insecta; Diptera; Drosophilidae
Exons: 1
Coding region: 231-776 (181 amino acids)
Biological process (GO): protein folding; protein stabilization; protein import into mitochondrial matrix
Cellular component (GO): mitochondrion
Molecular function (GO): protein-folding chaperone binding; zinc ion binding
Source: RefSeq, a predicted model, not a curated record
UUAUCGAUACUUGAUUGGGGACCAUCGCUAGCUUAGGCAAUCAGUGGGAAGUCUCGCCAGCAGCAGCUCGAGUUGCCCUGGCUUUGGAGCAAACUGCGUCGUUUGUUUAUGGGCAAUAACAACUCAGUAGCAUCUAAAUAAUUCACACGUGCAGUUCGCCAGUGUUGGUUGAUAUCGAAUAAUCUUCAAUAGUCCCGUAUCCAUUAUAACCGCUAAUAUGCCUAUGUAAAAUGAACGCAUUGCGCAAUUUAUUUACCUCGCGUACGCUAAACUAUCUACGCCAAAAUGGACAAAACGCCAUCAUCAAUGCCACACAGCAGUCGUCGCCUGUGCCGGUCUCCGAUCUCGAUGCGGACAACAAAUCGCUGACGGAUUGGCAACGAGCAGCAGCAGCAGCAUCGCUCUCCAUACCGAGAUCGAUAAUCGACGCCUGUCGCUUUACAGCCAAGCCGUUCGACAUCAACAAUGGUAAAGCGGGCGUCAAGGCGAAUGGUUCAUUGUCGCCGACAACGUUGAAACGCUUCCGUCGCAUGCAGCGACGCAUGGAGAUCGUGUAUAUGUGCAAGCUGUGCAACACACGCAACACGAAGACCAUCAGCGAGGAGGCCUACUACAGCGGAGUUGUUAUCCUUCAGUGUGAUGGCUGCGCCGUCCAACAUCUGAUCAAGGACAAUCUGGGCCUGUUCGCCCAUGGCGAAAGCAUUGACGAGGUGCUCUCCAAGCGACAGGAGCGCGUCCGUAUCAUCAAAGUGAACGAGCAGGGCGAACUUAUCUAGUUCCAUAGUUCUAGUCAUGACAGCGACGCAGUGUCGUCGUGUCACCACCAACCGGAUCUGUCACAGACAAGCAGACCAACCGAGAAUGUGAAUGAGAAUGGGAAUGAAGAGCCAACAAUUUAAACAACGAUUAUUGUUAUUUUCUUUAUUUUUGAUUUGGUUUUCUUUUUGUUAUGUAAAUAAUAAUAAGUAUGAGAGCCGACGGCUAAAUAUAAUUUGUUAUCUCUGGCCAAACCAGCCAUGAGUAAUUUCAAUCGAACAAAA